Molecule: messenger RNA, 414 nt
Organism: Suillus subaureus
Lineage: Eukaryota; Fungi; Basidiomycota; Agaricomycetes; Boletales; Suillaceae
Exons: 4
Coding region: 1-414 (137 amino acids)
Source: RefSeq, a predicted model, not a curated record
AUGAUCUUAGAGUGGCCCACUCGCAUGGAUCUCGUAUACUUUUUCAAGAGGCCCGCAAUUGACAGAUCCAAAGCGACAGCUGCAGCAUCCAUGCGAUUGGCCAUGAAAUUCGCUCGUUCAAAGGCGGCCAUUCGAUAUCAUAUACCCAGCUCGAUCCCAUGGCAGCUCGUUGACCGCUGGUUCGGUGGGCUGAGCAGUGGUGUCACGGUCAAGGAGUGCCAUAGUGGUGUCACGUUUAAGAUGACCGUAGGUGUUGGGUUUGCCAACCCUCAUCGCCUCCGUCAGAAGUAUGUUCCAAUUGUUUAUGAGAGAGACCUACGGGGAUGGAGCAGGGGCAGGAGGACCAUGGAUGAUCGACGUGAUGAUAGGGAGAGCGACAAGGGCAGUAAAGCGUAUGAGGUCGACGAGUUGUAA